Desarmillaria tabescens is the source of this 1483-nucleotide messenger RNA. RefSeq lists its product as uncharacterized. The annotation marks the transcript as partial. The record is from RefSeq and is a predicted model, not a curated record. Lineage: Eukaryota; Fungi; Basidiomycota; Agaricomycetes; Agaricales; Physalacriaceae. The transcript has 3 exons.
GUUAUCGCCGGUUUCUCCAUUCACGUAACACUCGAUAUAAACAGCAUCAACAACUCCAUCCAACUCAGACUGGACCGUAUCCUCCAGCUCGAAUCAGAAAUCGCCCGUCUCCAUACUGAAGUCCACUUUUCCAGACUCCUACUCCAGAAAUACGACUCUUUGCACGCGCCAAUCCGCCGCCUCCCACCAGAACUGCUCUUGUUAAUAUUCCGCGAGUUGGAGUUAGACGGCUUAUCGUUCAAAAAUAGGACACCACUCGUUCUCAUGGGUGUAUGUGCGUCAUGGCGUCACCUUGUUGCCAACGUGUCACGUACAUCAUCCCUGCUCGCUUUGACCCUCCAGUAUUCUAAGGCUGUGCCCUUGGAUAUCAUCCUGCAUUCUGGGGGGGAGAGCUCCCGUGUCGAAGGCCUAACAAAUCUACUGAAGCGGCAUUCCUCGAGAUGGCGCUCUCUUAACACCGAUGAUGGCGGGUUUAUCCCAGCGAAUCUCCCUGCACUGGAGACGCUCGUGUUACGUGAUUUCUCAACACUGUCGUCCUCUCUCCAGGCACCUUGCCUACGUACCCUUCGUAUUGGCGCAUUCCACGACAUACCUUUUAUCUCCUUCCCUUUCCUCCGCCAUCUAGAAUGCACCAUCGACCACUCUACCCAACUCAUCACUCUUCUCAAACACGCCAACCAGCUCACCUCUCUUCGAGUCCGCUAUCGACAGGGUUCCGUCAUCGAUGAGCAACCCAAUACAAGCAUAACCAGCAACCUGCUUCAGCUCGAUCUCCCUACCCAAAUACCCGAGACCCUCGCAUAUAUCUCCUUCCCUGCGCUUCACACGCUCAAGCUGGGUUGCAGAUCCCGUGAUCUUCGACUUGUCUAUAGCCCAAGCGAGAUCAAUAUACUGAACCAUCUCCAAUGUCCAGAUCUGGGCACGCUAGUCUUCCGGGAUGCCAUCCACAUCAUGUCAUUCGCCAGACUCCUCUCGUACCCCAUUACUCGCUUAAACCUAGUGGUAACCGACGAGAGCCUGUACGAUGCGCUGGGUUCGACGAUUCUUCCCUGUCUGGAAGACUUGCGUGUCACACACUGUGUGAAAGCGUUUGAGGGGUUGUUGAGGAUGGUUAGGAGGACGAAAGGGAAGGGGUUGAGGAAUUUGGAUGUCAGGCCGUGGUACUACGAGGAGAUAAGGAAGCUGUUUCAGGAGGAGAAUGUCCAUGGGUUGAGGACGAGGUUUCGUGCCAUGCCGUGUAGAGGCUGAUGAACGAUGGUUCGGCGUUCUCGCGGUUUCUUUUGUGACAUAUUGUUGUGCUAAGUAUUCGUGUUGCGACUCUCGAUGUGGAUAAUUAUUCCAUACUUCUAUUCAAGAAUCGUUUCAGAAUUCUCUGCAGGAAUCGGACAGCGUAAGCUUUACAUGAUGGAAUCGACACCUUGGCUGUUGGCUGUGUUUCUUGCUCUACCUACUACAUCGGCGCUUAACUGCGGUGCUAUCUUCA